CCAAUAACCGUUUAUGUUCCACUUUACAAUCAAAGCGAGAUUAUUAUAUACAGUUUGACCAUAAAGUCUGUAGACGAUAAAAUUAAUCUUUUUAUACAGUCUUAUUAUCGCCAAUCAAGUAUUGGUGAAGUGAUAAAAGAAUAUAAAAAGUAAGCUAAAAGUUUUCUGUAAAAAUGCUAGAGUGGGGAAAGGUUUGAGGCAAAUGAUAUAUUGUAAAAUGCACAAUGGUGGUAAGAAAUUCAGAGUGUAAAAGUCACCACAGUGGCACAGUAGCACAAUACAAGUGUGAAAUAUGUUAUUUACCCCAACUAUCUUUAUAAGAGCUCUUUGAAUUUGUGAUUUCUUUUGUCUGUGGUAGGAUUGUGUAAAUAGGAAAAACUAAGUUUUAGAGGGAAGACUUCAUUCAGGUUAGAAAAUUGUUCAUUUCAUAGGUUAACUCAGGGGACGUAUAUGAGGGCUGUUUCUUUUUUUCCUGGACAGUUAGAUCAUUUUGUUUCUAAAUUUUUCAUCGUUAGAAGCCUAUAAUUUUGUGCAUCACUCAAAUAGUUGUAUAGGAAAUGCGUAAGCGCAGGUUUAACAGGAAGGUCCCAGAAGAUUUUGCAAAAUUCAGAUCCUCCACACAGAAGCCAGGCGCAUUCUUCAUAGGGUGUUACAACGACAAAAAUCAACCACAUUAUUAGAGGAGACUCUUUUUGCCUUUGUCAGGUCUACCAGGAGAGGCCAUUGGAGGAAGAACGUCACGUGACAGAGGGGUGCCAAUGUUAUUCUUUAAGGGUGUCAAGACCCUGUCAGUUUGUGAAAUAAAUAUUGGGAAACAACGAAAUGCAAAAAGCGACCUACUACGACAGCUCUGCAAUCUAUGGUGGCUACCCCUACCAAGGAGCAAAUGGUUUCACUUAUAAUGCUAGUCAGCAGCAAUAUCCUCCAUCUUCAUCACUUGUGGAAACUGAAUAUCAUCGACCAGCUUGCUCUUUACAGUCACCUGGCAGUUCUGUGUCCCACCAUAAAGCCAAUGAAAUCAAUGAGAGUUGCAUGAGGACCAUCACUAGCCAACCCAUUCAGCCCCCAGUUAUUUCAGAGCAGCAACAGCAACAGCCUCCAGCCCAGCAGGCACCAGCUCCACCGCCACCCUCUGUCUCACCACCUCAAAAUGCCAGCAGCAAUUCUGCCCCAACUAACACUACCAAGAGCCCAGUUAUUAACUCACCCACCAUGUCCAAACAAAUAUUCCCAUGGAUGAAAGAGUCUCGACAAAAUACAAAGCAGAAAAACAGCAGCUCCAGUUCAGGUGAGAGCUGUGCUGGUGAUAAAAGCCCUCCAGGGCAAGCCUCCUCUAAAAGAGCACGUACAGCUUAUACAAGUGCCCAGCUGGUAGAACUGGAAAAGGAGUUCCACUUCAAUAGAUACCUUUGCAGGCCAAGAAGGGUAGAAAUGGCUAAUUUGCUCAAUCUCACAGAAAGACAAAUCAAAAUAUGGUUUCAGAACCGCAGAAUGAAAUAUAAAAAGGAUCAAAAGGGAAAGGGCAUGAUGACCUCUUCAGGAGGACAGUCCCCAAGCAGAAGUCCUGUGCCUCCAGCUCCUGGGGGGUAUUUAAACUCUAUGCAUUCUUUAGUAAACAGUGUUCCCUAUGAGCCCCAGUCGCCUCCAUCAUUUAACAAGCCUCAUCAAAAUGCCUAUGGCAUCCCUGCAUCAUAUCCAGCUCCUCUCAAUAAUUGCCCGCCUCCUCAAAAGAGAUACACGGGGACAGCAGCGGUUACUCCUGAAUAUGAUACUCAUCCUCUUCAAGGCAACAGUUAUGGAAAUCCACAUAUACAGGGAAGCCCCGUCUAUGUGGGGGGCAACUAUGUGGACACCAUGACCAAUUCUGGGCCUUCCAUCUUUGGUCUAACUCAUCUCCCUCAUCCUUCCUCUGCCAACAUGGACUACAGUGGUACUGGGCCAAUGGGCAACAAUCACCACCAUGGACCUUGUGAUCCACACCCAACAUACACAGACCUUACUUCUCACCAUCCUUCUCAGGGAAGAAUUCAGGAAGCGCCCAAACUCACCCAUCUGUAACAGACAUGAGUUACUAAGUGGAAUGAAGUCCCCAACUUUUUUAAAGUACUUUCCACCCUCCCAUCUCCCUCUAUUUUUUUGUUUUGUUUUGUUUGGUUUGGUAAAGCGUUCUAUAGUUUAUGUGACGUAGCAAUAUUUGUUGCUUGAAUUGCUCUAUAGUUUCAAUAGUGGAUAUUUAUCUUCUUGAACUGUAGCCUUGUGUCUCGCUUUGGGAGUAUACAUAGGCUUUAUACUUUACUUCUACACUUUUAUCAAAACAGGGUAUAUGAACAAAUUUUCUAUAACAAUAAUUCUGAAAUGUGAAUUUGUUCGUACAUGAUUGAUCCCACGGGGAAGCAAUUUUUUAUUGCACUUCUUUUAACUAGCGAGAAAGAAAUCAAAGGCGCUUGAACAGGGGCUCCCUGGACAAUUAUUAAUACGUGUUAAGUCUUUCAAUGUGUGUAUGCUGGUGAACAUUCAGAUUAAUUUAUAUUUUUUUUGAAAACAUUGAAUAAUCUAAGUGUUUAAAAUUUUAUUUAUCCCCAUCUGUUCAUAUUUAUAUAUAUAUAUAAAAUUUUGUACCCUGAAUAUUCAGGAGGUAUUUACCUGGCCGUAUGUUAGAUGGCAUAUUGGCAUAAGUAGGAAAUAUCAUUUGAAAGGAAACUAUUACUCCUUUAUUUAAAAAUAUAAUAAUGCAAUAAAUUCUGAAAAAAAUGGAUCACAAAUUGAAUAAUUUAUGCUUGUAACAUCCAGCUAAAUGGAAAAUGUGUAAACCUGAAAAGACUAGAUUUGUUUUGAAAGUUAUACAUUCCUUGCUGCUCACAUUCUGAAAAAAAAUAAAGUUUUUAUUCUGAAUAAUAAAGAGUUAAGAAACGAUUAUUUGUUAAAAAAGACCCAAGCCAUGUGAUCACUAAGUGAACAGAUACACACACGUAUCCGAUACCCACGUAACCUCCAGCCCCUUCUAUUUUCCUUAUCAAGGUUUUAAAACCUGCAGUGAAUUGGCAAAUCCUAGUAUGUCUUAUGAGCUGUGACAGUUUCAGCGUUGAAAAUACCAAGGAUGCAAACGAUCCGCCUUUUGUGUCCAUAACGUUAGGUGCUGAGCUGCAGGCAUGCUUACAGGCUCUGCUAUGGGGAGGAUAUUUUUGUCUGAAUAAUAUUUAUUUGGGUCAGAAACAAAACCACGUUUAUUUCGCAAACAACACUGCUCCACAUAACUCAGGUGCCCGCGCCGAACAGAGUGAUUCCCGAGACAGUGCUCGUAAGGGUAAGCUGGUCCUUGCUCUAGGAAUGUUGGAUUUCGCCAUGUUGGGCUCUUUUUUUCCCCUGCAGGAACCCACUUCACCAACAGCCGUCCGUAUGGAAAAGGCUCUUCUCGCCUCUGCACUGGAGGGACCUUUGGAAAGCUGGGAGCUUUCUACUCCCACACUUUUCCUCCCAGGGUCAAAACAGACAAUUCAUCGACUGUUACAUUGUGCUGGGAGGAGGGGGAAAUUAAAUAAAGCAAAGAGAGCGAAGAAUAAAAAUAAGAUCAUGUACAUGGAUAUUUUGAAGGCACAAAUUAAAAAUAAAAUGUAAUAGUGAGAAAUACAGUUCAUCAUCCCACUAGAGAAGAAACCAGAAUAAACCAGCUGUUUAGGGUUGUUUACACUUUUUGGAAGCAAAGCUAGUUCAGGCUCAUAAACAGGAUUACAAUAUAGUUCGGAAUAUUUUCUUCUCAAUAUGUUGCUUCCUAUUCGUCUAUGAUUAAAAAAAAAAAGACCCGAUUUUGUGUUUUUUCAUUUUUGUUAAUCUGACUUCCCACCCGACUUCACCUCCUCCCUUUUCUGGCCCUGGUGGGGGAGGGGAGACAAGAGCGCUCUAGCUUUCGGUUAAAAAAUGCAAUAUUGUAAAAUAUUUACUCUUUGCACGGCUUUCGAUAAUAAAUUAGCAAGCUAGUCACAUGCAAAGCUAUUCCGAUAGGAAUCUGUAUUAACUGGAAACCAGAGAAGCAAAUUAACAUACUAAAAUAAGAUUUUUCUUUCAUAAUACUAUGUGACCUUAUUUUUAAAAUUCAGGCUAUAAAUCAGGGUGAACCUUAAUAGACUCGGGUGAAAUAUACUCAUGUAUGUAUAUAGAGACAUAAACAUAUGCCAUGUAUAUAUUAACCCAUGCUUUUCAGUAUCUGUACCUUUUAAUGCACAGGAAAAAUGUCGCCAUUUUGGUCUCACUCUAAAAUAUUAUUAAUCGUGAGUCUUUAUCUUGUUCUGAGAAUCAUCCUUGCUUGAAGUUUGUUGAAAAUAUUAUAAUGUAUCCAUGAAUCUAUAUAUAGGUGUUCUGCAAAAAUAUAUAUAACAUUUCAAUCAAAGAAAGCGAUUUUGUAUAUAUUUAUUUUGUAUACAUAUACAGUAUAUAUAUAUAUAUACCUCAACUGAAGAAGAGGUUGCUUAGAAUCUGUCUGAUAUUUUUCAUUGAAUCAUAAUAUAUAUUCAAAACUGACCUAGGAUAGAACAUUAAUCUGAAGAGGAAGAAAAUAUAUUUUGGCAAUUGAUAAAUCCAGAAAGGAUUAUUUUGGAAAUGUUUCUGUUUUAUUUAAACAACUCUUGUUUUAGGCAGGUUAAAUAAAAUCAAAGGAAAUGUCAGAAUCUAUGAAUUCUUCAUGUGUUGCUUCUUUUAGCACAGAUAAUUAAAUUUAUAAAAAUAUUAGAAAGAAUUUGGCUCUCUACUCCCCUCCCUCUCAUUCCAAAUAUAUAUAUGAGCGCAAUUUCCCCUACUCUUUCCAGAAAAAAUAUAUCAUAAUCUUGUUUGUUUUAAUUUUUAGAUCUCUAUAGUGGAUUUUUUUUAAAUCUAUUGAUUAACACAUAAUUAUAAAGGUAGAGUAAUAGAUUUUUUACAAGUAUGUUACGUUCAUUGUCCGAAGAGAAAAACCUUUUGUUCCAGGUGGUUUUUGUAUUACACCGACCACAAGAAAAUAAAUAGAAUAAAUAAAUAAACAAAUAAAUGCGCAGGAUACCUACACCCACACGGUUUUUACUUACAAAGCCUCGUUACACUCCAAAUCUCCCUCUUUCUCUCCCUUUAUUGCUUUUUUCAUCCUACUGUUAAUUCCAAUAUUUGAAAGGAAAAAUAACCCCCAGCACUAAGCCAAAUAGAAACGUACUGUUCCCACAAUACUGAGAAUAACCCUGUAACAGUACAUUUUUAAAAGGAGCCCUUUUCCUUGUUUACUUGCGUUUCUUGCUCUCCUUCUUUGCUCGGUCACAUUUGAUCUUGGAAAGAGCAAGAAGGUUUAAAUGUGUUCUUAAGGGCCAGUAGCUGUCAAACCUUUUGGCGGACAAGAUUGAUCACGCGCAGGCAUCACCAGAGCUUUGUUUGGAGUAAAAGCAAGAAAAUUAAACCCCCAGCAUUUUCCAACAGCAUCUAUAUUUAUAAGGCAUCCCUUUUGAGGUAUUAAAUGACAAGUCUUGUUCUAUAUUUUAUUUAAACAACCUAACAAAACAACCCCCCUUUAAAAUGCCCCAACCCCAUUCCUCCUCCCGAGCCUUUCCCAGAUAUACUUCAUCUUGUGGAUUUAUUAGCUUCAAACCGAAGGGUUUUGGUCAACCUCGGAUAGAGUGGAGGUCUAAUGAUCAGUUUGUUAUUUGAACCGCUUACAAAGAUUCUGGCGAUUCCUUUCAAUGCAAUUCCGAAAUAGAGCAGCUAUUGCCAGCGCGAGGCUGAUUUGGCUUCCUUAGACCA
This is a messenger RNA of Chrysemys picta bellii (western painted turtle), 5754 nucleotides long. RefSeq names its product homeobox A3 (gene HOXA3). Gene Ontology annotation, cellular component: nucleus. Gene Ontology annotation, biological process: embryonic skeletal system morphogenesis; anterior/posterior pattern specification; regulation of transcription by RNA polymerase II. Gene Ontology annotation, molecular function: DNA-binding transcription factor activity, RNA polymerase II-specific; RNA polymerase II cis-regulatory region sequence-specific DNA binding. The record is from RefSeq and is a predicted model, not a curated record. NCBI's taxonomy places the organism in Eukaryota, Metazoa, Chordata, Testudines, Emydidae.